UUGUGACUGCGGGACCGUAAACAUGGCGGUGAGUCUCCGCGCCCGCUCGCUGAGGCACCUCCGCAUCCGAGGCCGGAACGACAGCGGCGAGGAGAACGUCCCCCUCGAUCUCACCCGAGACCCCUCCGAUAACUUGAGAGAGAUUCUGCAAAAUGUGGCCAAAUUGCAAGGGGUUUCAAAUAUGAGAAAACUUGGCCAUUUGAAUAAUUUUACAAAGCUUCUUUGUAAUGCUGGUCAUACUGAAGAAAAAUUAGGUUUUACUUACGAAGAUAUCAUCAUAUGUUUGCGGUUAGCUUUAUUAAAUGAAGCGAAAGAGGUGCGAGCAGCAGGACUCCGAGCUCUUCGAUAUCUUAUCAGAGACUCCAGUAUUUUACAGAAGGUAUUAAAACUGAAAGUGGAUUACUUAAUAGCCAGAUGCAUAGAUAUACAGCAAAGCAAUGAAGUAGAACGAACACAAGCACUUCGUUUAGUCAGAAAGAUGAUUACAGUCAAUGCUUCAUUAUUUCCCAGUUCAGUUACCAAUUCUUUGAUAGCUGUUGGAAAUGAUGGCCUGCAAGAGAGGGACAGGAUGGUUCGAGCAUGUAUUGCUAUUAUCUGUGAAUUAGCAAUUCAAAAUCCAGAAAUAGUUGCGUUCCGUGGUGGUCUAAGUACCAUUUUGAAAAAUGUGAUAGAUUGUCAGUUAAGCCGUAUAAAUGAAGCUCUCAUAACAACUGUUCUACAUCUUCUUAAUCAUCCAAAUACCCGACAAUAUGUGCGAGCUGAUGUGGAAUUAGAGCGGAUUUUAGCUCCAUACACGGACUUUCACUACAGGCAUAAUCCAGACACUGCAGAAGGACAGCUCAAAGAGGACAGAGAAGCACGGCUUUCUGCUAGUAAAAUGGGAAUUGUGGCAGCAUUUCGAUCAUGGGCAGGUAUAAUUAGUUUGUGUAAGCCUGGGAAUUCUGGGAUCCAAUCUCUUAUUGGGGUGUUAUGUAUACCUAACAUGGAAGUGCGGCGAGGCUUGCUUGAAGUUCUAUAUGAUAUAUUUCGUCUUCCUCUUCCUGUUGUGACAGAAGAAUUUAUAGAAGCACUUCUCAGUGUAGAUCCAAGCCAUUUUCAGGACAGCUGGAGACUUUCUGAUGGCUUUGUAGCUGCAGAAGCUAAAGUUAUAUUACCUCACCGAGCCAGAUCCAGGCCUGACCUCAUGGACAAUUACUUGGCCCUGGUUCUCUCUGCUUUCAUUAGAAAUGGACUCUUAGAAGGUCUAGUUGAAGUAAUCACAAGCAGCAAUGAUCAUAUAUCUGUCAGAGCAACUAUCUUACUGGGGGAACUUUUGCAUAUGGCAAACACCAUUCUUCCACAUUGUCACAGCCAUCAUUUACACUGCUUACCAACUUUAAUGAAUAUGGCAGCUUCUUUUGACAUUGUAAAGGAGAAGAGACUACGAGCCAGUGCUGCACUGAACUGCUUGAAACGCUUUCAUGAAAUGAAGAAAAGAGGACCUAAACCUUACAGUCUUCAUCUAGAUCAUAUUGUCCAGAAAGCUAUGUCAACCCAUCUGCGAAGAGAUCAGUAUCGUGUGCAGAAAGAUAUCUUUAUUCUUAAGGAUACUGAAGAAGCACUAUUAAUGAAUCUGAGAGAUAGCCAAGUUCUUCAUCACAAAGAAAAUCUGGAAUGGAAUUGGAAUCUGAUAGGGACCAUACUUAAGUGGCCAAAUAUUAACUUAAAGACUAACAAGGAUGAACAGUUGCACAGAUUUGUACGGCGGCUGAUGUAUUUUUACAAGCCUAGCAGUAAAUUGUAUGCCAAUCUAGAUCUCGAUUAUGCAAAGUCAAAACAGCUCACAGUUGUUGGUUGUCAAUUUACUGAAUUUCUCCUUGAAUCUGAAGAGGAAGGAAGACAGGAAGGAAAGAAGGAAGGAAGGCAGGUGCAACAAAAGCAGGAUGGGCAUGGCUAUCUUGAAGAGUUAGUAAGAGAUAUUGUGCACUGGCUUAACAUUUCUUCGGGACUGAAACCAGAACGCAGUCUCCAGAACAAUGGUUUACUUAACACACUUAGUCAGCACUACUUCUUAUUUUUUGGUACCCUCUCCUGUCAUCCCCACGGAGUGAAAAUGCUUGAAAAGUGUAAUGUAUUUCAGUGUCUCCUUAAUCUGUGUUCCUUGAAGAACCAAGAUCAUUUACUUAAACUGACAGUUUCUAGUUUAGACUACAGCAGAGAUGGCUUAGCAAGAGUCAUCCUUUCUAAAAUCCUGACAGCAUCAACCGAUAAUUGUAGGUUGUAUGCUACAAAACACCUCCGCGUACUUCUGAGGGCCAAUGUGGAAUUCUUCAGUAAUUGGGGAAUUGAGUUACUUGUCACACAGCUUCAUGACAAAAAUAAAGCUAUUUCUUCUGAAGCACUUGAUAUCCUUGAUGAAGCAUGUGAAGACAAGGCUAAUCUUCAUGCCCUCAUUCAAAUGAAACCAGCACUUUCUCAUCUAGGAGACAAGGGUAUGCUUCUGCUGCUAAGAUUUUUGUCAAUCCCCAAAGGGUUUUCCUAUCUAAAUGAACGAGGCUAUGUAACAAAACAAAUGGAGAAAUGGCAGAAGGAAUACAAUUUAAAAUAUGUUGACUUGAUAGAAGAACAAUUAAAUGAAGCACUUACUACAUACCGCAAACCUGUUGAUGGUGAUAAUUAUGUCCGUCGGAGCAACCAAAGAUUACAGCGGCCCCAUGUCUACUUGCCAGUUCACCUCUAUGGCCAACUAGUACACCACAAAACAGGCUGUCAUUUGUUGGAAGCUCAGAGUAUUGUUCCUGACCUGAGUUACACUGUCCGUUCCCCUAUGUUGGAAAAUUGGGAAGGGAUUAAGCAACUAAAAGCUGCUCUUUGGGCACUGGGAAAUAUUGGAUCUUCAAACUGGGGAUUAAAUUUGCUUCAGGAGGAAAAUGUGAUACCCGAUAUAAUGGCACUUGCCCAGCAUUGUGAGGUCCUAUGUAUUAGAGGGACUUGUGUCUAUGUGCUUGGCCUAAUAGCGAAAACAAAGCAAGGCUGUGAUAUACUGAAGCAUCACAAUUGGGAUGCAGUAAGACACAGUCGAAGGCAACCUUGGCCAGUAGUUCCCGAUGAUGUGGAGCAACUCUGCAAUGAACUCUCUUCUAUUCCCAGCACUCUUAGUUUGAACUCUGAAUCUACCAGUUCAAGACAUAACAGUGAAAGUGAAUCUGCACCAUCAAGCAUGUUCAUCCUGGAAGAUGACCGGAUUGGCAGCACCUCCACUAGCACAUUUUUCUUAAAUAUCUCAGAAGAUGCAGAACAGAAUCUCUAUGACAAUACCGGGCCCGUGAAGGAUAAGGACCGCAAUCCCUUCCCCUUUUUCUCCUCCCGCAGACUUGUCAGGAAUCGCAUCUUGAAUUCUCUUACCCUGCCUAAUAAAAAACUGAGGAGCAGCAGUGAUCCCAAAGGAGGCAAGCUGUCUUCCUUGGAGAACAAGAUGGGCUUAAGGCGAAACCGGACAGUAACAGAACCUUGCAGCAGCAUGGAUUUUACACGAGGAGAUGACUUUACCCCGGUAUUCAAGGUUCCUAAGAUUCACACUCUGAAACUAGAAACUUCAUUUAUUGGGAGCAAGCAUAGUGAAGAUGCAGAUAGUACUCCAAGUAUUGGUGAAAAUGACCUUAAGCUUCCCAAAAGUCUUGGCCAUGAAAAUCAUAGGGAAAACUCCAGCCGAGAGAGACUCAUAGAAGUUUCUACGCAGACUCAUUUCAAAAGUCGUAGUUUAAGUUUCAAUACAGACACGACCACAAGUGGCAUAAGUUCAAUGAGCUCCAGUCCUUCCCGAGAGACUAUGGGAGUGGAUGCUACCAAUAUAGAAACUGACUGUGGGAGCUUAAGUACUGUGGUGAGUACCAAGACCAUUAAAACAAUUCAGUGUUCAACCCCACAAUCUAACCACCUCCCUCUGUCAAAAUCAAAUUCUGUCUCCCUGGUACCACCAGGGUCUUCACACACGCUUCCUCGGAGAGCACAGUCACUAAAAGCUCCUUCCCUCGCUACUAUAAAAAGCCUGGCUGACUAUAAUUUUAGUUACACCAGUUCUCGAGAUGCAUUUGGAUAUGCAACCCUGAAACGCCUGCAACAGCAGAGGAUGCAUCCCUCUCUGUCACAUUCCGAAGCCCUGGCUUCUCCAGCAAAGGAUGUACUCUUCACAGACACAAUCACAAUGAAGUCUGGUAGUCUAGACUCUCGACUAACACCCAAUCGGUUCAUGAGAGCUUUGAGCUACGCAUCAUCCUUAGAUAAAGAAGAUUUAUUAAGCCCUAUAAACCAAAAUACACUGCAGCGUUCUUCUUCUGUUCGUUCCAUGGUGUCUAAUGCUACCUAUGGUAGCUCAGACGAUUACAUUGGACUUGCUCUCCCGGUUGACAUCAAUGAGAUAUUUCAGGUAAAAGAAACCCCCUAUUUCCAGAAGAAAACUAUGAUUUCAUAUGAUGAUCGGGGCACUCGAGUCUUUGCCCAGGAUGCUUCAGGUUUGCCAUGUGAGUCUGCUGAGUUUGUAAAGAGUCCCUUCCAGAUGCUUCGUCAGCAGAUAAGUCUUACGGAGAUUAUGAACACAAGUCGUUCAGAUGCCUCCCAGUUCCUAGAAAACAUGGAAGACACUGGACUCCAAGAACACACUGAAGAUAAUUGUCUCUAUUGUGUUUGUACACACAUCCUCGAAUGUCAACAUAAUAACAAACUGAACUCUGCAUAUAGUCACCUAGAAUUUUCAGACAUUCCUUAUUCAGACUGGUGUGGAAAGGCUAUGCAUAAUCAUUUGGAUGUGGUUUCACAUUCCUCGAAGUUUUCUGGAAUUUCAGGAUGUAGUGAUGCUGUAUCCCAUGGAUCAGCUAGUAGUACCAAGAGUUCUGAUCUCAUCAUAGGCAUGAAAUCAAUCCCAGAUGAUACUCCAGUAUGCCGCAUACUUUUGAGAAAGGAAGUUUUGCGAUUAGUAAUCAACUUGAGUAGCUCAGUAGGAACUAAAGGUCAUGAAACAGGUCUCUUGACAAUUAAAGAGAAGUUUCCCCAAGCAUUUGAUGAUAUAUGCCUUUACUCUGAAGUAUCCUACUUGCUAGCUCACUGCACUUUUCGAUUGCCAUCUAGACGGUUCAUUCAAGAACUCUUUCAAGAUGUACAGUUUUUGCAGAUGCAUGAAGAAGCAGAAGCUAUUUUAGUCUCGCUGUCAAAUCAACAAACAGAUAGCCCAUCAACUGAAUCCUGACCUCUUGUUUUCCAUGAUGUGAUAAAUGUGAAGUUACUAGUAGCGUUCAAUAACACCUAACUGACUGGGCAACCGAGAAGUACCAUCUUCUGAAUUGUUCGAGGAAUUCUGGUACAUAAAAUUGGAUGCUCAGUUGUAGAAUUUUUCUUCGAUGGAACUUGCUUCCAAAGCCAUCUGAGCCCUGAGGGGGGAUUGUUAAAACAGUGAAAGUAACAAGAUAUGCAAGAAGAAUGAAGCACCAGACACUUAUGCAGGUUUUCAUUUCACUUAUUUUUAAAUGCAAUGUCACAAAAAUAGAGGACAAAUUACACGGGACCUGGUUUACAUGGUUGACUUUUGACUUCCGUUUUGGACAGUUGAUGCCUUGCUUGUUUACCCUGGAUUUGAGAGACAUGGUAUCUUAAGCUGUAUCCCAUUGUCAUCAAUGGAGCAUGCUAUAACCAUGACAUCGGGAAUUAAUUAGGGGAUUUCCUUGAUAUAUUUCUUAAUUUUUGUGAACACUACUUGGACAAUUUCUGCUCUCAGAGAAUCUUCAGUAGGUUUGGGAGUAACCUUAACUUAUUUUAUUGUUAUAAUAUUAGCAAUCUGUCCAGUUUUGUUGCAGUUUCAUGUAAUUAUGUUAAACUGAACCAAUUAAUGAAUUUCACUACAGUUUGAGUUUAGAAAAAAAAAACCACCAUUCCCCUCCAUGUAAUGCAUGCAUUGUAAUGGGGUGUUCUACAUUAAUGUUCAUCCAGUAAUUCACUGAAUAUCUAAAGUAGAUCUUCAAAAAUAAUAAUUUAUGUCAAGUAAAAUUAUUGCUUAUUGCUGCUUUUUAUCAAGAAAAAUGCAAAAUAAUAAUUUCACAUUCCAUGGCUUUAAAUUUGCUCCUAAUCAUUUGCUUCAAUCACGCAGACGAAAGAUUAAUGGCAAGAUAAUACCAAUAAUUGUAGUGAAAAGCCUUAAACAUGCAGUGUUGAAGUGCUACAUUGCUAUAAUUCAGAGGUGUCUUUGGUAAAAUUAGCACAAAUUGUGUAAUAAUGAUGGUAUGUAGUUCAAUUAUCUCCAAUCUCUAAUUUAUGCAAGUAUGAGAUUGAAACAAAUUGAAUUGAAAAGUCUCUUUUAGAAUCAAAUGACUUUUUCCUGUACAUACAAAUGUGUAAUUGCUUUGUUUACAAAACCUGUAGCAUUAUUUGGUCAUUUCUUGUGUAUGGAAAUAAUUCAGGUAGACUGUACUGGGAAUAUGUCCAUCAAAGUUUAUUUCCCCUGACAAGUGUGGAAAGAUUUGCUUGUUUAGAUGAAAUUAGCUCAGUUUUACACAUAUAUUUUAACUGAGCCUAAUUAACAUGCAUAUAUAUAUAUAUAUAUGAAUUUGUUCUUAGAGGCAUAUAUACAUUUACAUUUGUUAUGAAAUCUAGCAAUGUCUAGGUUCAGUACAUUGUCAUAUCAAAAUAUGAGUUUGUUCUCCAGUUCUAAAAGAAAGCAAACACCCUCAUUACAGUCAUACUGUUGGCUAAGAAAGAUGAAGCAAGAGUUUAUAUGUAAAUUGAAUCUUCAGGACUAGUAAUCAUAGUUGAAGUAAAAUCUCAGAGUUGAAGAGCCAGGAGAUAGUUCGUUACACAUAAAACUGAAAACAAGUUUUUUUCCCUGCCAUCCUGAAAUGGCCAGGUAAGACAUCUGAAGAUUAAGGCAUUAGAUCACUUUUUUUAAAAAAAAAUCUCCUUGCAAGAAUUAGGCACCAAUCCCCGAAUCCUUAGAAUAAACCUGAGAUUCUCUUCCUGCCAUUUUGGCCGGAACUAUAUUAACUGAUCCACAAAUUUAAGUACUGCUGUAUGGGAUACUUUCCAGGAUAGCAUUUUUCUAGAGAAAUAGAAAACUGAAUGAAGAUACUGGCCUGAACAAGAGAGUCAGUUCACUCUGAUCCAUAUCUAUAAUUCCCAAAAGAAAGUUACCUCUAAGAUAUGUGACUUACGCUAAUUCAUAUUCUAGCUUCUAACUUAUCUCAACAACAAGUUAUUCAAUAGCUAAGAACCCACAAACCAGAUAAAGGCAUUCUAAGAAUAUGGGACACAGUUAUUAUGGAUGAAGCAUUUUCUUCCUCUUCCUAAGACCUUUUAAGGAAAUACAUGCCUUCUACCUCCAAGCAGAAGUUUACAUUACCUCAUUAUACUGCUUUGAACAUUCUAGGUGGGAGAUACGUCAGAAUAAUUGAGUCAGUCUAAUUCUCUUUAAGAUAUUGGAGUAUGUUACUUUGGUACAUAGACAAUGCAGUAUGGAUAACCUAGAGAACUGUCAUAAGGAGUUUUACCAUUCAUGGCCAGAGCUGAAGAAUCUUAAGGAGAGUUAAUAAUGUUUUGCUGUUACAUUUCUAGACAUGAAAUUUGAGUGUCUAUUGAGAAUAUUCUUAUUAUUUCUCUACUUUAGUGACCAUUUAGAAACUGAGCAACUGAGAAAAGGAGCACUUGGAGAAAUUUCAAAUAUUUCAUUCUCAGGUUUGAAAUAUCUCUUUAAAUACAGUAUUUUAAGUUGGUGGGGUUUUUAUUUUAUUUUUUGUAGUUUCUGUUCUUUCAGGUUUUUAGUUUAGAGACCGCAAGAGGGAAUGGGGUACUCUCUGCUUCCUGUCCAUGUGGUUUUUGUUUCUGAACCAUGGAAUAAAGUUUAUGUUAGGAGCAGAUAUAAUCCAGAGAGAAGUGUGUGCCACUGAGUAGAUUUCAGCAUCUUCUCCUCUCAUGACAGUUUGCCAAAAUUGCAUUACAAUAAUUUAUUGAACAUCUGGAGAGCCAUGAAGUUAGAGUAGUUCCCAGAUUUCUAUAAGAACCUCCUGAGGAAAAAAUAGAGGGAGGGGAAGAAAUGGGUCAGGAAAAAUUAAAGGAAGGGCUUCAGCUCGUUCAUUAGGGUUCAUUAAUAAUUUUCCAUCAAUAUUCAGAGAUGCUUUGCUCAUAAAUGAAACUCCUGUGAUAACACUCCUGUGCAGAACCAAAAUGGCAGCCACAGUGUAGACCAAAUGGUGGUGUAAAUUCCAAAGGAUUCAUACAAUACUUCCAGUAAAAAAAAGCAAAUAGUUGAUUGUACAUAGUAGUUAUGAAUGCUACCUCAAUAAUGAUGGAGUAUUAAGAUCUAUAGAUCGAUAACUCUUAAAUGAAAUUAAUUCAUUUAUUCUGUGUUUUGCAUAUUUGAUUUCAAGGCAAAAGUAGAUGAAAAAGUUUUCUUUAAAACAAUGAUAUUUCAGUUUUCAACUAUAGUUGUUACUGAAAAAACAGGGAAAAUUAGUUACUGAAAAAACAGGGAAAAUUUAGUUACAGGGAAAAUUAAAAAGUAAAUUCAGCUAAAUGUACUAAUAUAUCCACUUAGAUAAUAAUACAUAGGUAUACAUAACUUUUUGACAUUUAAAAAAAAUAGAAUUUUGGCUUCUGUUCAGAAUACUGCCCAAGAUCAAUUGACCUUAGCUGUAUGGGCAACAGCAUCAUCAAAAAUUAAGUGAAUUUGGGUCUUUGCAUUAAAAUACAAAUAGAUGGUAGCUGUAGUAUCUGAACCAAUAUUGCAUCUAUAUGAUGUUAUACUUAUUUUGUUAAUUAAUUGGCUGUAACAGAACAUACCUGGAAUCUGGGUAGAAAUUCAUGUAUUAUGAAUUCGUUUUACUUAUUGUCACAUGAUCAGUCAUUGACUUCUUACAUUAAUGAACAUAUAUUUAUACCCAUAAAGCUACAUACAGAUCAACAGCUUUUGCAAUUGGCAAGUAGAAUGAAAAGGUUUAUGGAGCCCCAUUUGAUUGCCAUUGGGUGAUGGGUUGCUUUCAGCUUAAGUACUUUUCUGAAGCAAUUUCUCCUUGAUCACCAAACCCAAAAUUUGGAGUAAAUACAGAAGAACAUGGAAGAAGUCUACACUUGCAUUAUAGAUUACAAAUAUGAUGGGAAUGGUAUCAGGGCUGUACAUGCUGUAAAAUAUUUUGGCAGAAGCAUUUGUAAGCAUCACGCAAGGUAGCAGCCAUGUUUUUUUCAAACUUCUGCUUUAAAAGUUAACAUUAAAGCAGCAGCAGCUCUUUUUUUUAAGACUCUCAGAGAAGUUUUAAUUAAGAACUGGGAAGUGUAUGGGAUUCACAGCACUUUUUUGGAAUUAAUUUUCAAAUGAUACACAACCCUGAUAUCCUUGUCAUUUUGAAAGGCUUGGAUUGAUGGCAUAAUCCAAAAAUGCUGUAGAAAAAAAAUCCUAUCUAAAUGCUCUUUCUCAUUACUGAAAGGAUGAAAUAAUUUGGAAAGACAUUUAAUGCUUGUGACUGCUUUGGAAUGGACCCUCAUAGCAUGUUGCUAUGUUUUGCUAUGUUUCUCUCCACCCACUUCACUCAGCCACUGGCAAUUAUUUGUACCUGGGAUAUUUAAAGAGGCCUUCUUGGAGUAUUUAUGUAUGGCGGGAGGAGAAUGAAAGAGAUAACAAGUUAUGAAUGGCAAAGCAUAACUGUUAUUUUCUAUCUUCCUUAUGAUGCAUUCCAAGGGAGAAAGGAUAAGCAAGUGUGAAUAAUCAAACUUGCAAUUGAUUUUUCACAUUCAGCAUCUCCAUCUCCUGUGAUACAGAUCCCGAAGUACCUUGAUUUUAAUAUAAGCUUACAAAACAAGCAUAGAAUUGAAUCUUGUCUUUGUUCAUGUCAAAGCACCCAAUUUCUACUAACUCCCUUCUCCCACUGCAACUUUUCAUAUAAUUCCCAAGAUUCCUUCAGAUCACAGAUUGUGGAGGAGUCACAAAAGCUCUAUUUUUAUGUUCCACUCACAGAAUAAUCCUAGGCCCCAUUUUAUAACGACAGCAAGGUCAAGAACCUAAAGACAUCACAUAAAUAAAAGAUAGAUUUAGAUAUUAAUCUGUGGGGACAUAAAAUGCGUAUGUUGGCCUCUAAUAUUUGUCAAGUAAAAGCUAUUUGCAAGCACACAUGGGGUCAUUUCAUCUGUACCCAUACAUUUUGGAACCAAUUGCAUUUAAGUUGUUGCCUGAAAAGCACCAUUAGGAACUUACUUUACUAAAUAGGUUCUAGUAACUAUUGUGAAUCAACAAAAAAUGCUCUCCAGAUAUGACGUAAUUAGAAUUAGCCACACAGCUCAAUAGGCUUCCUGAACUUGAUCAUCCUCAAUAAUAGUGGACAGAAUCCCUUUAUCCCCUACCCUCGUGUGCAAUAGUUGGAAGCAUUGGGUUACAGUUUGUAUCAUGGAAAGAUUAUACAUAGUAUAAAAGUGAUAUAGGAUACUAAACAAAGCCUUUGCAAAGUUAAUAACCAGUUUAUAACAUGAACAUUAAUUUCAGAUAGACGAGGCAUAAUCUAACCAACGACAGCAUUUCUAAGGUUAGGAAUGCUUAAGUUGAAUCUUGCCUUGAAUAUGUUAAUAAUUCUUUCUGUAUAAUCAAGGGAAAAUAAAAUGUCCCUUGAAUAAUCUCUGUUGCAAUAAUCAUAAUUAUCCUUUGAUUUUGUGUGUGUGUGUGUGUGUGUUUUGCCAUUUUGAAUGAGGUAAUGUGACACUGAAAAAGGAUAAGGUCCCCCCCCCCAUUAAUAUACCUUGGAAGCUACACAGCUUGGAGGUAUAAUAAUAAUCAUCUGUUUCUAAUACAUAUCCAUGUUAGAAAUUAUCUAGCAAUGAUAGCCUUAUUUUGAUUUUUUUUAGAACUUUAGUGAGGAUUACUGUAUAUUCUUAAAACUCCAGAUUUGCUACACGUUUUGUUAACUUUUUACUUUCAGAAAAAAGUAAAGAAUGUGGUUUUCCUUAGGACUAUUUUUGUAAAAUAGCUGGAUAGCAAUGCUACAGCAUGCAGAAAGUGCACUUUUUUUUGCCUGACUUGCUUGUAAAAUAGACACUAUUUAAUUUGAGGGGAAAUAUAAUUUAUGCCAAAAAGAAAACGGUAUCUUGCUGCCAUUUUGCGACUGCGUAGGUUAGAGUAGCACAGAAUGCAAGAACUGGGAGAGGGGGAAACUAUUUGUAAAUAUGAUUAUUGUGAAAAAUGGGAAAAUACUCUUCAGAUAAUAAAUGCCAAUAACCCAAAUGAUGCCUGGGUUGGAAAUUAUGUAAAUUAGUCAUUUGGAGUGGGUGGGGGGAGAGAUUAUGAAAAGACUCAUUUUCCCCAUCCCGUAUGGUCAAUUUUCCAUAUAAGUUAACAAGCUGCUACAUAUUUGGAGGUUCUAUUGUUUGUAGGUCAUUGAAUGAACUUUGAAAUCUGAUUUAUAUUAUAUACCUGUAACAUAGAAAGAAAGAAAAAGUAUUUAUAUAUUUUCUGUAUGACAAUUUCAUGAGCUGUGUAUAAUUUUAAAAAGGCUUUGUCCCAAAAAGGUUCGGCUCACCUUGAUUCUUUUUUGUUGUUUUCAUUGGUUUUGAAAUUGUUUUGUUUUGUAUAGUGUGUACAGUUCAUGUCUAUGGAUAUUACAAGCCUCCUAAAGCAUUAUCUUCCUAUCAAAGGGAUACAUUGUUAAUAAAAUGAACUUUAAACACCUUA
Messenger RNA from Notechis scutatus (mainland tiger snake), 11665 nucleotides. RefSeq names its product RPTOR independent companion of MTOR complex 2 (gene RICTOR). Gene Ontology annotation, biological process: positive regulation of phosphatidylinositol 3-kinase/protein kinase B signal transduction; TORC2 signaling. NCBI's taxonomy places the organism in Eukaryota, Metazoa, Chordata, Lepidosauria, Squamata, Elapidae. Gene Ontology annotation, cellular component: TORC2 complex. The record is from RefSeq and is a predicted model, not a curated record. Gene Ontology annotation, molecular function: protein serine/threonine kinase activator activity.